UGUGUUGUGGCUGUCAGCGGUGGCCGCCGGCGCCAUGGCGGUGCCGGAGCCGGAGCUGCAUCGGGUGUGCCGGCAGGCCUGGGAGCCCGUGCUGGUCAGGGCACGCCGGGCAGUCAUCUUCCUAGACGCGGCGUCCGCCGAGGCGCUGCACUGGGGCGGCGGCGGGGCGGGCGAGCUGCUAGCGGCGGGGGCGCUGGCCGUCAGGGCGCUGUCCGCUGAGGCGGCGGUGGCGGCGACCGCGGCGGUGAGGGCUGCGGCCCGCGUCAUCUUCGUGGUGAGCGGGGCGCUGCGGGGCGGCACCGCCGCCGCCGUGCGCGGGGUGCUGGGCCAGGGCGCCGUGCGGCACUGCGUGCUGGUGACCGGCGGCGAGGCGGAGGGCGGCGGUUCCGCCGAGCUGGAGGAGACGCUGCGGCGGUGGAUGGGCGAGGGCGGCUGCGCCGAGGCCGUACUGCGGGGCCCGCCGCUCCUGGCCCCCGUCUCGGCGGAGCUCUGCCUGCUGCCCGCCCUGGGGGCGCUCCUCCCGCCCCUGCCCGGCCCCAGCGGGCCUGGACCCGGGGAGGUCGGGCUGAGCGCCUUGCCCGUCGAGCUGCGGGCGGCGGUGCGGGGCCUGGUGGGCGACCUCGACGCUCUCUUCACUGCCCUGGGCCUGCGGGAGGAGAGCUUCGCCGUGGGGGCACUCAGCAGAGUCCUCGCAGCUGAGCUAGCAAGCUACGCCCCGGCCAGGAACAGGAGGAAGAUGGCCACUAGCAAGGCCUCCAUCGUCUUUGUGGACAGGACACUGGACCUAGCUGGAGCAGUUGGUCAUCAUGGAGACAAUCUUGCAGAGAAGAUCCUUUCUGUGCUUCCCAAGCUUCCUGGCCACAAGACUGAUGUGAUGGUUAACAUGGUAGAACUUACAGCACUGCAGACUACAGAUGAAACUUGCAAUAUUAUAGCACCUGGCUGCUUAGCACAACCAAAUGAUCCAGCUGCUAAAGCUCUCUGGGAGUCCUUCAUGAACCUCAAACAGAAGGAAGCUGUGAUGGAGGUUAGGAGACACCUUGUGGAGGCUGCAAGCAGAGAAAAUUUACCAAUUAAGAUGAGCAUGGGCAGAGUCACCCCAGAACAGCUCAGCUCAUAUGUUCAGCUAUUCAGAAAUAAUCUGAAAGCUUUGGAGAACCAUUGUGGUCUUCUACAGCUUGUGCUGGCCACGGUUCAGACUUUAAAACACCCCCAGACUUCCAAAUGGGACAACUUCCUUGCCUUUGAGAGAUUACUUCUGCAGACUAUUGGUGAGGCAGAAAUGCCUAGUGUUUUGAACCAGUUAUUGCCAAUGAUCAAGUCUUACAAUGAAAGGACGAAAGAUGAUUAUACCUGUGAGGACUUCCUUGUCUUGCUGGUAUACAUGUAUUCUGUGGUUGGAGAAAUCAAAAGUGGAAAAGAGCUGGACACAGCUGAAGAAGAAGUGAAAAAGGCUCUAGUCAAGGCUAUUUGUCAUGAGCCAGAGCCAUCUCCUUUGAUACAGAAACUAACAGGCUGUGACUCAUUGCUGAACGUGACAUCUCAGAAAGCCACAGAUGCAGUGGACGAUGUAUUUCAGUCCCUCAGGGAUCUCUCAAGAGCUCGAGCACACAUGAAACAGUUUAAUUCCAUACAUAAUAAGGGCAGUAACACCCACCAGGCUUCUUACAAACCACUGCUGAAACAGGUAGUGGAAGAGAUCUGUAAUCCUGAUCGACCAGAUCCUAUUGAUAUUGAACACAUGUCGUCAGGCCUCACUGAUCUCCUUAAAACUGGAUUCAGCAUGUUCAUGAAGGUGAAUCGUCCUCACCCUGGUGAUCAUCCUCUUCUGAUCAUCUUUAUGGUUGGUGGAGUGACAGUCUCUGAAGUCAAAAUGGUGAAGGAUCUGGUAGCAACACGCAAACCUGGUACCCAGGUAAUGGUGCUGUCCUCUGCACUCCUGACACCACAGAGUGCUGUUGAGUUGUUGUUUGCUACAGACUGUCUCCAGCCUGACACUAAUAUCUGAUGGGAAAGAUCUGUGGAGAAGAUGUGUGGAUGUCUCAGCUGGAAACAUCAAAUCCCUGGUCUGUCACUCUUCUCACUAGGCCUCCAAAAAAUUAUGUCCCCUGCUGCAGCUCUGGCUCCAGCUGAAACAGCUGGGUCUCUGGCUGCAGGGGAACAUGUGCAGCUCACAGGCAGCUCUUCAGACUGGUCCAGUUGUCCAGUAACAACUUCUCCCCUCUUUAAUGAUAACACUAUGCAGUGCUGAAUCAUUCCCAGCCCCACUAAGUCAUAGGAAGUGUGAUGGCUUUUAAUAAUGCCCUAGAAAAGGAGCAGCUGAGGACCAGGUGAUGCUGAAUUUGCACUCCCCAGGUACAAUUUUCUCUGAUUCCUGAUGGUAUCACAGAGGUUGCUUCUGGUGGGAAAUACUGCUGAGGGAGUGAAAAGCUAGGAAAAUCCACCCUCUGUCAUGCUGCCUUGCAAAACAUGUGUGCCUUAUACAGUAUUACCAGCCUCUGCUCUUACCUCAUUCCUUACCCCACAGAGGUCAUGAAGUACAGCCCUGAUUUAGCUGGCAGAGCAGCUCCCAGUCUGGUGUUGCUCUCCCGAUGGAACUGGUGGGACUGGUAGAGGCAGAGAAGCAGAGAGCCAUACCCAAAGAGAUGGAUUAGGUGGCUGCUUUUCGGUGUCCCUUUUCCUGCUCUAGUUUCUCCACCCACAGUCCCUGAAGAAAAGACUGUUUCUGAUGGCACACUUCUCUCUAGGUUUAUGCAGACAGACAUACGGGCUGUGGUGGCUCGGUCACAGCCCAGGAAGAAUCCUCCCCUCACAAGCAUCUAAAAAAGAAAAGGAAAAAAAAAA
Calypte anna (Anna's hummingbird) is the source of this 2844-nucleotide messenger RNA. RefSeq names its product sec1 family domain containing 2 (gene SCFD2). Gene Ontology annotation, biological process: vesicle-mediated transport; intracellular protein transport. The transcript has 9 exons. Lineage: Eukaryota; Metazoa; Chordata; Aves; Apodiformes; Trochilidae. The record is from RefSeq and is a predicted model, not a curated record. The coding region runs from base 35 to 2008 and encodes 657 amino acids.